CCCCAAUUCACACUUUUCUUCCCCUUACCAAUUUUAGGAGUUGGGUUUUUUUUCUUAAAUGAUGUUUAUUCUUCUUUUUUUACCCCCCAAAAACCCCAAAAAAAACUGGGCCCUCCAAAGAAGGCUAUAAAUAUAUGUGAUGUUCCUGGCUCAUCUUUGCUCAUCCUUACUGAAACACUUCACUUGCUCUUUCUUUCUUUCUUUUCAAUCUGGAAUUCGUUGAAGAUGGCCAAUUUCAGUGGCAGCAUUCCUUCAGCAUCCUCAAUUUUCUCUGCCUAUGCUUCACUAUCAGCUUCAAUUAUGCUGGUUAAGACAGCAGUUAAUCAAAUCGUUCCUGCUCCAGUUCAAAACUAUAUUUCCACCACCGUGAAGUACUAUUUCAAGUCCAAGUCUGCUGAUAUCACUGUUGUUAUUGAGGAGAGUGAUGGGAUGUCAGGCAACGAGCUUUAUGCUGCUGCUGAAACCUAUCUUUACUCCAAGAUUGACUCAAGCAUUGAGCGCCUCAAAAUCAGCAAGAGGCCUAAACAGGCUAGACUGUCCAUCAAAUUCGCUCAGUGCGGAAAGAUGGUCGAUUUCUAUGAAGGUGUUGAAGUUGUUUGGAGGUUCGGUUGUGAGGAGAAGAAAAGGGGUUCCAAGCUUUCUGAUGAUGAUGAUUCCGGCAAUGUUUAUUCGCCGCAUGAAAAGAGGUACUUCGAGAUCAGUUUCAACAAGAAGUACAAAGAAAUGAUCUUGGAUUCUUACAUUCCUUACGUUCUGAAGAAGUCUAAGGAGAUCAAAUCAGGAAAGAAAGUUCUGAAGCUGCAUACUUUAGCAUCCUACCCUUAUUCAUCCUCUGUUUCCUGGGAAUCCAUCAAUCUUGAACAUCCAUCCACUUUUCAGACCAUUGCCAUGGAUACAGAGCUUAAAAAGGCCAUCAUCGAUGAUUUGGAUAGGUUUGUGAGGAGGAAAGAUUUCUACAGGAAAGUUGGGAAAGCCUGGAAAAGAGGGUACUUGUUGUACGGCCCUCCUGGAACAGGGAAGUCAAGUUUGAUUGCCGCCAUGGCUAAUCAUUUGAAAUUCGACAUCUACGAUCUGGAGCUCGCUGGCAUAAAGAGAGACUCUGAUCUCAGAAGACUCUUGCUCCGAACCGCAAAUCGUUCAAUCCUGGUGAUUGAAGAUAUUGAUUGCACCGUGGAUUUGCCAAAUCGAGAGGACAAGGAGAAUUCUGGACAACAAAAAGAAGAACGUCAUCAGUUUACUCUGUCAGGACUAUUGAACUUCAUUGAUGGCCUCUGGUCGAGUUGUGGAGAUGAACGAAUCAUUAUAUUCACUACAAACAACAAGGACAAGCUUGAUCCAGCUUUGCUUCGUCCAGGGAGAAUGGACAUGCAUAUACCCAUGUUAUAUCUAACAACAGAUGGGUUCAGGACUCUGGCUACCAAUUACCUGAAUAUGGAAUCUCCACAUUGGAGGUUUAGAGAAAUAGAAGGCUUGAUUGGGAGCAUGAAUGUGACUCCUGCUGAAGUUGCUGAAGAACUGAUGAGAAGUGAGGAUCCUGAUGUUUCGCUUAGGGAUUUAUCAAAGUUUCUCAAUCUAAAGCGCAAGAAGAUGGAAGAGGAUGAGGUUAAUAAUGGUGCUGAUGUUGGAUCCAAAGAGGAAGAGUGCAAUGGAAUUGAUGAUCAAACCCCAAAAGGGAAAAGGAUUAAGCUUGAUAAUGGUCAUGAUGAACAUUUAACCCCUUGUAAUGGUGUCUGAUGACAUAGCUUUGAAUCAGGCCUUCAAAUCCAUCUGCCACAGAUUGGAUGAAAUGUAUUUGGUAUCUGUAUUCAUCAUGCAUGCUUUUAGAAUUUUAUUUAACUCGGUAGCUUUUUCUGGAUGAUGAAUAAACUAUUAUAUUUGACCAGUAACGAAUAGUUAGAGUACAAAUUUUUUAAACUUAAAAAUGAAAAUGUUGAAUGAGUUUGUUUUUUUAGGCCCAUAAAAAAAAAGUGACUGUUGUAUUUGAAGCCCUCUAAAUGCUAAAGCACCAAUAAGAUGAUUGCCUAAAAGUUAUGAUUUCGG
Molecule: messenger RNA, 2040 nt
Organism: Oldenlandia corymbosa var. corymbosa
Lineage: Eukaryota; Viridiplantae; Streptophyta; Magnoliopsida; Gentianales; Rubiaceae
Source: the annotation of a GenBank genome assembly